Phytophthora nicotianae INRA-310 is the source of this 1788-nucleotide messenger RNA. RefSeq lists its product as hypothetical. The coding region runs from base 57 to 890 and encodes 277 amino acids. The transcript is spliced from 2 exons. The record is from RefSeq and is a predicted model, not a curated record. Lineage: Eukaryota; Oomycota; Peronosporomycetes; Peronosporales; Peronosporaceae.
AUGCAAUUAUACGAGCAAAAAACGUCACAUAAAACGUGAAUUUGUCAUUAGCCAAAAUGCCAGUUGCUGCCCACAUCGGAGGAGGUCGGGCGCUGCUGCUGCUCGCCGCCAAGCUCUUAGUCGUCUUCGGCUGCGCCGUGGGCGUCGUAUGGGGGAUCUUCACUCUCUUAGUCCGACGUGUUCGCGAACAUGACGCCGCUUUGGGGCUCGCAACAUCGAAACUGGACUCUCUCUCCAUACGCAGCCUCUCCUCGCUCGAGGAGCUUCAGCGCUCCCACGAGACCUUCCUGCACGUGUUCGCCGUGCAGUUUCCUCUCGCUUUGACGUGCUUCACGAGCGUUUACGUGCUCAAACAGACGUUUGCCAUCCCGGGAUCAGCCUUGCUUAACGUAUUUGCAGGCGCUAUCCUACCCUUAUCGUUAGCGUUCCCAUUAGUCUGCACUCUCACGGCAUGUGGCGCAUCCUGUUGCUUCCUGUUGUCCAAGAAUUUGGCGUCCGAGGAGAUCGUACUGAGCGUAAGUGAACGCUUGUUACCGGGCAAACUACACAAGUUGAGACACAAGAUCGAGGACGCAACAGCGAGAGGCCAGUUGCUCUAUUUGUUGCUGUUCCUGCGGGUUUUCCCAUUCACUCCCAACUGGUUCCUGAACAUGGCGAGUCCGUGGCUUAAAGUGCCGCUGAAAUUGUUCGCACCCUCAGUGGCACUCGGACUUUUGCCCUACAACUUUAUCACAGUACACGCAGGCGCUAUGUUGUCUUCUCUUCGGAGUACCAGCGAUCUGUUGGACCCACGAACGAUGGGAUUCCUCAUCCUUCUGGCGCUAGGUAUGCUCAUCCCUGCACUACUGAAGAAGACAAAAGACCGGGAAGCGAAGAACAAGACGGAGUGAGAACACUGAGUUGUUACUACUUAGACCAACUCGUUCGAUGGUUUCUCGAUUAUUUUUUUUUCCUGUUCAUUUGGACUAUUUUCUUUGUGAAGAUUGUUGUCAAAAUUCUGGAUACAACGUCGGAUCUGGUCGGCUGCUGCGAUGCAUUUCUCGAGUUGUAGUGGAGCUAGUUUGGCCGAAUCAAGACCGGUACGUGGUAGAAGCCGCAGUCGCGACGAAAUAUCUGUAAUUCCAAGCAGUAUUCCUCGAAUUUCGGUAUCCAACUCGGGUUUCUCCUGCCCAUUUGGAGCAGUGGACUCCGAUGUCGAUGGAGUUUGGGCAUUAUUACUUAACGCGUCGUUAAUUUCUGCUUGCAGUUGUCUCUGCAGCUCGAAUGAGUUUUCAUCGUCCAGGUGCACGAACGUUCUUAUCAGGUCUCUUAAAUUUGAUAUCGAAUUCUGCGAACUUUUGGCCCAGACAUGAGAGUUUGAGCCCAGCAUUUCUUCAAUUUUGGCUGCAAUUUCGUCGUUGUAGCGUAUGGAACUCUGCUUCUGCUCCUCUAGAGCUGUCAUACCAGUCAGAGCAGGUGUUCUUAACUUUGACGGUGGCACCAAGUUAGCACGGGCGAAACAAUUCUCCAAUAAAUCAUCAGGCACCUGACUCCAGGCCUGUUCCAGCAACCGAGCAGCAUCCAGUAACGUCGGUGUGUGCCCAAAAUGCACACCACCACUGUUGUCGCUUUCCGCUGCCUUGAGAGCCGCCUUAACCUCUUCUGGAGCAUCAUAGUACGACAUCACGCUCUGCACUAGGAGAUCCUUAUACUGUGCCUUGAGUGCAUUUAUCACACCCAUUUUCAAUGGUCUAGUCCACCACGUCUUCGGAUUUAUCAUCGCAUCCACUGCAGACCGUGUUACUGGUA